Messenger RNA from Trypanosoma cruzi, 1326 nucleotides. Its product is annotated as thioredoxin, putative. Bases 1 to 1326 code for a protein of 441 amino acids. Gene Ontology annotation, biological process: response to endoplasmic reticulum stress. Gene Ontology annotation, cellular component: endoplasmic reticulum lumen. The transcript has a single exon. Lineage: Eukaryota; Euglenozoa; Kinetoplastea; Trypanosomatida; Trypanosomatidae. Gene Ontology annotation, molecular function: protein disulfide isomerase activity; protein-disulfide reductase activity. The record is from RefSeq and is a predicted model, not a curated record.
AUGAAGCCGUUGAAUUCAAGACGUCGGACGCUGAAAUCUAAAUGCCCUUUGGCGGCCAUUUUUCUUUCGAUACCGCUUUUUUUUAUGGUAUUACUUUUAACGAGCAUUGUUUUUGCGGAGGCAUUUCCGUUUACGAAAUUCUCUGGCGUUGUGGAACUAACGCCUGCAACCUUUAAGAAUUUUGUGUCUUCCCACAAGCCAGUGUACAUUCUUUUUUAUGCCCCGUGGUGCGGUCACUGCCGCAGAAUUCACCCAGAGUGGGAGAAAUUUGCUCAGUCUGCCUACGGCACCGUCCGCGUGGGUGCCAUCAACGCCGACGAACACUCGCAGAUUGCAGGGCAGUUUGGCAUUCGUGGUUUUCCGACCAUAAAGUACUGGAACGUGGGUGAAAAGGACAUCAACAAGCCACAGGAAUACAAUGGGCCGCGACAGGCGAAGUCACUUCAAGCCAACGCGAUGAAUCAAAUCACUUCCUCUGGGAUAAAGACAAUUACGAGCAGUGAUGCCUUGCGGGAGGCAGUACAAAAGGCACCUGAGAAGAAAAUUGUGGUUCUCUUCUCUUCCAAGCCACGUAUUCCCGCCAUUUUUGCUGUUUUGUCACAUUCCCCACGUUUGAAGUCUAUGCCGUUUUAUUUUGUUGGUGAAAAUGCGAAAAAAGAAGUCUCGGAGGAAUUUGGAGUGCAGGAACGCCCGAGCAUCGCUGUUCUCAACGCCACGGAGGGCGACAUCAAGACUGUAAUAUACCCGGGAAAACAGAUCGCCUAUGAGCCCAUUGCGAAGUUCUUGUUGGCAUGCGCAACAGAUGAUGCCGAUAAUUUGGAUGCCGCGAAGGAAAAUGCAGGAGAGCAUCCACAAGAAAACGACAGUGGCAAGGGCAAGAAUACCGCUGCGGCUGGUGGUGGGACACCCACGCCAGCAUUACCCGUGCGCCCCGUACGACUAACCGCACAGUUGUUGGCGGACUUCUGCUUACCGGCGACACUGCGCGUACAUGAACGAGCACCGCUGUGUGUGUUGUCGUUUACGUCCGCGUUUACUCUUGAGCGUGUUCACGAGAUGUUUCACAACGAACCCCUUUUAUUCUUCGAGGCAGAUGCCGAGCGUGAUGUCAUUCUUUCUGCCCUUCGGAAUGAUCUUGGUCUGGAAGAGGUGGCCAACAGUGUUGAGGGUGGUGCCUCUCAUCAGAUGCUAUUGUUACGGGCAGCGAAGCGUGACACGAUCCGCUACAAGCUUCUUGACGGGAUAGAGACAGUUGAUGGCGCAAAUGAAGUACUGCAGAGGGUGCUUUCGGGAGAUUUGCAGCUCGGGAAAAAAGUGCUGCAGUGA